CGACCAAAACCAGUAGGCAGAUACAGGCGUUAAAAAGGGCCGUUCGGAUGGUGAGCUUUACCAAAGUGUUCAGCAUGGAGCCAGCUAUGGAUGCCAUCCCCGUGAAGUCGCCACCGGGAGGAGUGAGAUAUGCGGGCGGGAGGGGGUUGAGACAGGCCCGCCGGCGAGCGCAGGUCGGCCCGGUGGUUAGAGCCGCGCACGCCGUGCUGUGUUUAGUGACUGUGGCUAACAUGGGGAUGGCGGUGUUCAACACGGUGAACAUACAGCGGCUGUGGCAGGCGUGCACAGCCGGGGGAGGGGGGCACGGGACAGGUGUGGAGACAGGAGUCACUGCAGCUCAGAUUAACGAGCAGGCAGGGAACUGCAGCAAAGACCAUCCCAGAUGCAGCAGCCUUCACGUGCCUGUGGCGCACCUAGCGGGACUGACGGGACUGCAGGACCCACCCAGUCAAGAAGGGUCCAUCUCAACUAUCCACGACUGGCAAGUUGAGCCAGGCGGGUCGUCGUUCUGGACGCACGGCAUGGACGUCACCUCCCGACAAAACAUAGUCGUACCGCUCACAGGAUACUACUACGUCUACAACCAGCUGCAGUUCCGGCAAACCUCGCCAGGCGGCGCGGACGAGCGGACCCUCCACCUCACCCAUAUCGUGUUACGGCGAAGCGGCUCUUCAGGGGUAGCGUCGAGGCUUCUGAUUGGACGAGCCACCAAGAAAGUUUCCCCCCAAGACGGUUCGUGGUAUCGCACAUCUUACGUGGGCGGAACCUUCCACCUAAAGGCGGGAGACGUCUUGCAUGUGGACGUGACAAACUUUGAUAAAGUCAACCCACAGGAGUCUGGGACAUACUUUGGGGCUCGCCUGUUGUCUCUGUAGGAGCUAUUUUAACAUUCAGCUUUCUAAGUACUAGUAGCCAUUUGGAAACAAAUUUGUAUUUGUACUUGUAUUUGUAUAGUAAAGUCGGCAGUAAGAAUGUUAAGGCUAUUCCUGGACCAGUUUAAUUUCUUAUUUCUAGAAAAAUAUCAUUACUGAAUUGCUUAUAGCAAAGUUUAUAUCUGGAUUUUUGCCCUCCUUGUUUAUAGUGGAUGUACAGACAAGUUUUGCAGUUCAAUGCUUUACCCUGUGAUGUGGUACUUCUAUAGCCUAUAGUUCCAGUUAUAUAUUAUGAACUCAAGAGAUUUACAAUCUUUAUAUGCUUUGCUUGGGAUGGAAAAUUUUCUACCAUAUUGUCCAGUAUAAUUUGAGCAGUGGUGGAAUGUAAAUUGUAUUUACUAUGUGAUAGUUCAUGUACUUACUAAGGAGUUACUUAGUUAUCUUUCUAUUUCUUGAAGGAAUUAUUGUGUA
This is a messenger RNA of Branchiostoma belcheri (Belcher's lancelet), 1343 nucleotides long. Its product is annotated as tumor necrosis factor ligand superfamily member 15-like. Gene Ontology annotation, molecular function: tumor necrosis factor receptor binding. The transcript is spliced from 4 exons. The record is from RefSeq and is a predicted model, not a curated record. Lineage: Eukaryota; Metazoa; Chordata; Leptocardii; Amphioxiformes; Branchiostomatidae. Gene Ontology annotation, cellular component: membrane. Gene Ontology annotation, biological process: immune response. The coding region runs from base 48 to 875 and encodes 275 amino acids.